AUGAUCUUCUCUUUGUUCCUAGUAAGCGGAGUAGUCAUUGCCUUUGUAAUUUCCUUCUGGAAGAACCACUUUCAGACAAAGGAUGACACUGAUGAAACGCCAUCAAAUUCAAGUUCUCCUGAUCCAAUAAGAACUUUUCCCUGGUCAAGUAGAUCUUCUUCCCCAGAAAGUAGUAGUUCUACUCAGUCACUCAGCAGCAGUACUGAUAGUGUUUCAGUUGACAGUGUUUCUCCAGAUAUCUUUAAUAAUUUCCCACACUCAGUGGCCAUACAAAAUCGAAUAUUGGUAAACCUCAGAAUUGUGAAAUACAAGCUAGCUGAAUUGGAAAAUUACCUAAUCAUCAAGGGUUUCAGAAGUUCCUUAAUUAUUGAGAGAUCCAUUGAAGAGGUUGCAAGAUGCAAUGCCAAUACAGGCAAUCAUUAA
Molecule: messenger RNA, 423 nt
Organism: Cavia porcellus (domestic guinea pig)
Lineage: Eukaryota; Metazoa; Chordata; Mammalia; Rodentia; Caviidae
Gene: Ct83
Product: cancer/testis antigen 83
Exons: 2
Coding region: 1-423 (140 amino acids)
Source: RefSeq, a predicted model, not a curated record